AGGGGGCGCGCACGUGGGGCCGCGGCCUGGAGCCGGGAGCAGCGGGGGCCGGGGGUGGGCUCGGCGUCUCGCGUGUGGGCGGGCGCGGAAGCCUCGUCCCUCUGGGUUUGGAGCGGGGGAGAAGUGAGCGUGGGUGUUCGUGGCGGAGCGAGUCCCGCCGCAGCGUCGCCGCCGGCGCGUGUGGGAGCCCGUCCGAUGGUCCCUCCGCGGGCGAGUGGGACGGUCGGACGCCGGCAGCAUGAACCUCCUGCCCAAAAGCGCCAAGGACUUCGGCUCCGUUGACUACUGGGAGAAGUUCUUCCAGCAGCGAGGGAAGAAGGCUUUCGAGUGGUAUGGAAGCUACCUGGAGCUGUGCGGGGUGCUGCACAAGUACAUCAAGCCCCGGGAGAAGGUACUGGUGAUUGGGUGCGGUAACUCAGAGCUCAGUGAGCAGCUGUAUGAUGUGGGCUAUCAGGAUAUAGUGAACAUCGACAUCAGUGAGGUGGUCAUCAAGCAAAUGAAGGAGCGGAAUGCCAGCCGACGGCCCCAGAUGAGCUUCUUGAAGAUGGACAUGACACAGAUGGAGUUUCCUGAUGCUUCCUUCCAGGUGGUGUUGGAUAAGGGCACCCUGGACGCUGUCCUGACGGACGAGGAGGAGAAGACCCUGCAGCAAGUGGACAGGAUGCUGGCUGAGGUUGGCCGUGUCCUGCAGGUGGGCGGUCGCUACCUCUGCAUCUCCCUGGCUCAGGCUCACAUCCUGAAGAAAGCAGUGGGUCACUUCUCUCGGGAGGGGUGGAUGGUGAGGGUACACCAGGUGGCCAACAGCCAGGACCAGGUGCUGGAAGCAGAGCCUCGGUUCUCCCUACCUGUUUUUGCCUUCAUCAUGACCAAGUUCAGGCCAGUCCCUGGCUCUGCCCUUCAAAUCUUUGAGCUCUGUGCUCAGGAGCAGGGCAAGCCUGUGCGGCUGGAGAGUGCCGAGCAGCUGGCUGAGGCGGUGCGGGAGCGGCAGCAGUAUGCCUGGCUGUGCAGCCAGCUGUACCGCAAGGCCGGGCUGGGGAGUGUAUCUCUGGACUUGUGCGAUGGGGACACGGGGGAGCCACGCUACACCCUCCACGUGGUGGACAGCCCCACUGUGAAACCAUCGCGGGACAAUCAUUUUGCCAUUUUCAUCAUCCCCCAGGGUCGGGAGACCGAGUGGCUCUUUGGCAUGGAGGAGGGUCGGAAGCAGCUGGCGGCCACUGCAGGCUUCAGGAGGCUGAUCACAGUGGCCCUCCACCGAGGUCAGCAGUAUGAAGGCAUGGACAGCAUCCAGGCCGAGCUGUCAGCCAGAGUCAUGGAGUUGGCUCCUGCUGGGAUGCCCAGCCAGCAGCAGGUGCCCUUUCUGUCUGUGGGUGGGGACAUUGGGGUCCGGACUGUUCAGCACCAAAACUGCAGUCCCUUGAGUGGCAGCUACGUGGUCGAGGAUGUGCAGGGGGAUGACAAGCACUAUUUCCGGCGGCUGAUCUUCCUUAGCAACAGGAAUGUGGUGCAGUCAGAAGCAAGGUUGCUGAAGGAUGCGUCUCACAGAGCCCAGAAGAAACGGAAAAAGGACAGGAAAAAGCAGCGGCCUGCUAACACUCCCGAGGACCUCUCAGCUGCCCCAGGGCAGUCCAUUGACAAGAGUUACCUGUGCUGUGAACACCACAAAGCAAUGAUUGCCGGCCUUGCCCUGCUGAGAAACCCGGAGCUGCUCUUAGAGACCCCCCUGGCAAUGUUGGUGGUAGGCCUGGGUGGGGGCAGCCUCCCCCUUGUCCACGAUCAUUUCCCGAAGUCCUGCAUUGAUGCUGUGGAGAUCGACCCCUCCAUGUUGGACGUGGCCAAGUGGUUUGGCUUCUCCCAGAGCGAGCGGAUGAAGGUCCAUAUUGCAGGUGGCCUGGACUAUAUUACCAGCCUGGCGGGACGAGAAGCACAGUCCUGCUACAGUGUCAUCAUGUUUGAUGUAGACAGUAAGGACCUAACACUGGGCGUGAGUUGUCCACCACCAGCUUUUGUGGACCAGCCUUUCCUGCAGAAGGUCAAAAGCAUCUUGACUCCGGAAGGUAGGAUGUACAAAAGGUUAGGGAGGGAGGAGAGGUGAGUCCUUUCAAAAUUGUUUUCUUUUAAAUGAAAAAUGCACACGUCAUAAGUGUGUAGCUCGAUGAACUUUCCUGAAUUGAAAACACCCAUUGAACAGCAUCAAACACAGAACAUUUACAGCACGCCAGAAAGCCUACCUCUUAGCUCCUUCCAGUAACUCAUCUUCCUCUUAAGGAUAACUUCUAUCCAAAUUGUCAGUAUAGCU
Canis lupus familiaris (dog) is the source of this 2299-nucleotide messenger RNA. Its product is annotated as eEF1A lysine and N-terminal methyltransferase-like. NCBI's taxonomy places the organism in Eukaryota, Metazoa, Chordata, Mammalia, Carnivora, Canidae. The record is from RefSeq and is a predicted model, not a curated record.